Trifolium pratense (red clover) is the source of this 2966-nucleotide messenger RNA. Its product is annotated as LMBR1 domain-containing protein 2 homolog A-like. The record is from RefSeq and is a predicted model, not a curated record. Lineage: Eukaryota; Viridiplantae; Streptophyta; Magnoliopsida; Fabales; Fabaceae. Bases 603 to 2732 code for a protein of 709 amino acids. Gene Ontology annotation, cellular component: membrane. The transcript has 14 exons.
GAAGGGACGGUCCUCGGUACAAGGUAGGGAAGACCUUAACUCUCAGAGAAUAUUUAUAAAAAUAUUUACAUUUAACUCAUUCUCAUCCAAAGACACUAGCAGGACUCGAACUCAGAAUAUCUUGAACUAAGACCUAUUUUCACCACUAGACCAAACUUUGGAGAUAAAAUUCUAGUUUUGUAUAUUAAUUUGUGGUUUGUUAAAAAUUUGUAUUAUUAGUUCUGCAAGACAAAACGGUAUUUAUUUAUUUAUUUAUUUAUGAGUUACAUAGGAGUAUAUGAUGUUAUGAUUAUGAGGUGGGGUUACACAUGUUAUUAAAAGAGAACAAGUAUGUGUAGAGCAAAAAUAGGGUCAUUUUGACCGGUUCUUCAUACUUAAAAAAAAUUCACCUCUCAGUUUAUCAGAUAUUCACAUCAUCACCAGAGAGUCUCUCUGGUUUCCCUUUUCUGUGUCUCUUUCUUCUAAUGUAAUGUUCUUCAGACAAAGGGAAAAGAUCCAAGGGGUACGCAAAUUGCAUUACAUUACAUACAUAUAUGUAUAUUAAACAAAAAAAGUAACAUAUGUAAUAAUAAUUGAAAGAAAAUACAAAAACAUUCAUUAAAAUGAGGGUGUUCUAUAUGUUUUCAUUGCCAAUGACUAUUGGCAUGGUUAUUUUCACAUUGAAAUAUUUCUCUGGACCUGAUGUGCCCAAAUAUGUGUUCUUCACCGUCGCUUAUGCUUGGUUCUGCUCCCUCUCCAUCAUCAUCCUUGUCCCUGCCGAUAUAUGGACGACGCUAAAUAAUAAUUAUAAUGGAGCAAUUUCCUUCUUAUGGAGUUUAUCAUAUUGGAGUACCUUCUUACUUACAUGGGCUGUGGUUCCCCUUCUUCAGGGUUACGAAGAUGCUGGAGACUUUACGGUGAAAACAAGAUUAAGGACAAGCUUACACCAUAACCUUGUUUUCUAUCUCUCCCUUGGUUCUGUGGGACUUUUUGGAUUGAUAUUACUAAUAGCUCUUAACAAAUUUUGGAGUGGUAGUGUUUUGGGUUUUGCCAUGGCUUGCUCUAACACCUUUGGACUUGUUACCGGUGCAUUUCUACUUGGAUUUGGUAUGAGUGAAAUUCCAAAGGGAAUUUGGUUAAGUGCUGAUUGGACCAUUCAGCAAAAAGUUCUUUCCCAUAAAGUUGCGAAAAUGGCUGUCAAAUUAGACGACGCUCAUCAAGAUUUUUCAAAUGCUAUUGUUAUCACACAGGCAACAUCAAAGCAAAUGUCCAAGCGGGAUUCGUUGAGACCCUACAUGAAUAUAAUUGACAAAAUGCUCGUUCAUAUGUUAGAAGAAGACCCUUCCUUCAAGCCACAGGGUGGAAGACUAGGAGAAAGUGACAUGGAUUAUGAUACAGAUCAGAAAUCAAUGGCAUCACUAAGACGUCGUCUUAGAAGAGCUCGUGAGCAGUACUAUCGAUAUAGAAGCGAAUAUACAAAAUUUGUCCUACAAGCCCUUGAGCUAGAGGAUACGAUAAAGAACUACGACCGUCGUGAUGCUACAAGAUGGAGAUAUAUUUCAUGCUUGAGGCCUGAACGAAUAGGCAAAGUAGGUGCAGUUCUGGAUACAAUUGAGUUUCUAUGGCGAUGUAUAUUAAGGAAACAGCUUGAGAAAUCAUUGGCCGUUAUAUUAGGCUUCAUGUCGUUCGCUAUUCUAUUAGCAGAGGCUACCAUACUACUUGGCGUUGAUCUAUCUCUUUUCUCUAUCCUGGUACAUGCUGCCGGACAGAGAGAAGUGCUUGUGCAGUUAGCUGCUUUCGUCCCUUUGAUGUAUAUGUGUGUUUGUACAUAUUAUUCCUUGUUUAAAAUGGGAAUGUUGAUGUUUUACUCACUGACACCAAGACAAACAAGCUCCGUAAGCUUGCUUAUGAUAUGCUCACAGGUGGCAAGAUAUGCUGCACCUAUUUCAUACAACUUUCUCAAUCUCAUAAAUAUUGGUGGGAAUAGAAAAACCAUUUUCGAAAAAAAAAUGGGAAACAUUGACGAUGCUGUUCCUUUUUUUGGGAAAGGAUUCAACAAAAUUUAUCCUGUUAUCAUGGUUAUAUACACUUUACUAAUAGCGGGAAAUUUCUUUAACCGAGUAAUUGACUAUUGUGGGAAUUGGAAAAUAUUCAAGUUCAGUGAUGAUGCAGAAGAUAUGGACGGAUUUGAUCCGUCCGGAGUAAUAAUCUUACAGAAAGAACGUUCUCUUCUUCAGCAAGGGCACAAUGUCGGCGAACUUGUUUUCCCUUUAGCUAGGAGUUUCAGCGUAAUUAUGGAUGUUGAGUCUGCCAACAAGACCAAGGCUAUGGAUGAGAGUGGCGCCGGUGAAGAUAAAACUAUCAUCAUGGUAGAGCCGAAAAGUGAAGAAACUCAGAAUGACAGCAGAAAAAUUGGUGGAAGAAAGUAUUCAGCCUUAAGGACAAACCUGAAUGAAGAAGGUUCAAGUAAAGAUUUCAGCGUUGAAAGAGAUUCUUCCUCUACGACAAAUGAUUCUCGUCGGGACAUUAGUUUAGGGCCAGCGUCUCCGUCUGUGUUAGCCUCAAAAUGGGAAUCAAUGAUGCAUGGAUUUAAAAGUUUGAAAUCUAACAUUGACUCGAAUAGAUUCCUCCCUCUUAGUAGUAGUACUCAUACAUCCUCUAUAAACUCAACAUCUUCAUUUGAAUCUCUUGAUGAUAUAUUUGAUAGAUUGCGACGUCCACCUUCAGAACACAGAGAUUUGGGUGCCGAAUAAUAUGAUCAUAGAGAAGAUUCAAGGAAAUUGAGUUUGCAAGAUAAACUGAAAUGUACUAUAGGAAUAUUUCAAACAUGACUUAAUCUGCUUCAAAAUUUUGUUUAUUAUGAACAAGAGUUGCCUGUACAACUUAUGGAGAUUAUGUCCAUGUUGCACAGAUUUGUUUAUAUUUAUAGUCAUAAGAUUUUGUAUGACAUAAGUUUAUUGAAAAGUAUUGUAUAUUCUCAAAGAUAA